Salvia splendens (bonfire salvia) is the source of this 2754-nucleotide messenger RNA. RefSeq names its product squamosa promoter-binding-like protein 7. Lineage: Eukaryota; Viridiplantae; Streptophyta; Magnoliopsida; Lamiales; Lamiaceae. Gene Ontology annotation, cellular component: nucleus. The transcript is spliced from 10 exons. Gene Ontology annotation, molecular function: DNA binding. The record is from RefSeq and is a predicted model, not a curated record. The coding region runs from base 214 to 2538 and encodes 774 amino acids.
GAGAUUGAAUUUGCAAUGGCAUCAUUAGUCAUCACUAUUUGAGAUUUCUCUGACAAUAAAGGUCUUCGGUUAACCAGCAACACACCUACCGCCAUCACCUGCAACCAAGUCCACCUUUGCUUUAAAUCAUUGAUAAAUCAUCAAGAUCAAGUUUUUUUCGUAAUCCCUCCUCUCCCACUCCGCCAAAUUCCCGCAUUCCGCCGCAGUCAAGAAAUGGAGCACAACUCUCCGCCGCCAAUCCCUAGCCCAGUCUAUCUCCCAUCCACGGCCGCCGACCCCACCGAAUCAGCCCUCUUCGACUGGUCCGAUUUCCUGGAUUUCGACAUCGACGAAGCCAUCAACACCCCUUUCGCCAUUUCCGAGCCCGGGUCAGGGCUAGAGCAGGAGCCCGGAUCCGACCAAAGCCAGCAGUCGGAGAGCCUGGGCAGGGUCAGGAAACGGGACCCGAGAUUGCUGUGCCCCAAUUUCGUGGCGGGCGUGGUCCCGUGCGCGUGCCCCGAAUUGGACAAGAAAUUGGAGGAGGAAGAGGAAUCCGCUCUCCCGGGGAAGAAGCGGACCCGUGCGGUCCGGCCCCCCGCCGCCGGCCCGCUCCUUUGCCAGGUGCCGGGCUGCGAGGCCGACAUCAGUGAGCUCAAAGGCUAUCACAAGCGCCACCGCGUCUGCCUCCAGUGCGCUCACGCUGCCGUCGUGGUGCUCGAUGGGGAGAGCAAGAGAUACUGCCAGCAAUGUGGAAAGUUUCAUCUCUUGUCCAAUUUUGAUGAGGGUAAACGAAGUUGCCGGAGAAAAUUAGAAAAACACAAUGACAGACGUCGAAGAAAAUCUAAUGAGACCAGAGGAGGCACAGAUAAGGAACCUCAACAGGUUGUAUUGGUUGAUGAUGUCAAGGAAGAUGAUGAUGGAGGAAAAGAUGGCGCGAGUCCGAGCAGUCAGAUUGAAGAAAAGGAAAUAUUGUUGAAAUCGGAUGGACAUGUCUCGGCAGUAUCUUCUGAUCCAGAUUCCCAGGGUUUUCUGGGCGAGAGGGUUGCACCGUUUCCUGUACCCGGUGAAAUUCAUAUUAAUGGGCAUAAGCACAGUCCAAACUCUAAACGCGCCGCAUCUUACAGUGACAAUUUUUCCUCCGUGUGUCCAACUGGUCGAAUAUCCUUUAAGCUGUAUGACUGGAACCCUGCUGAGUUUCCUCGACGGCUGAGACUGCAAAUAUUUGAAUGGUUGGCUAGCAUGCCUGUUGAGUUGGAGGGGUAUAUCCGUCCAGGUUGUACAAUUUUGACAGCUUUCAUAGCAAUGCCAAAGCCAAUGUGGCUUAAGUUAUUGGAUAAACCUGCUUCAUGCAUAAAAGAUCUCAUUGGCUCGCCUGGGAGCAUGCUAUCUGGAAAAGGGACAAUGCUUGUUUAUGUCAAUGAUAUGAUAUUCCGUGUCACAAAAGAUGCACAUUCAGUAGUACCAGUCAGCAUAAAGGAUAAAUCUCCUAAGCUUCAUUAUAUCUACCCGACUUGCUUUGAGGCCGGCAGGCAGAUGGAGUUUGUAGCUUGUGGAAGUGACCUGCUCCAAGCUAAGUUUCGAUUUCUAGUUUCUUGUGAUGGACGGUACUUGGCGUACAAAAUUUGUGUCUCGUCUCUGUGCUGUAAGAAAGGAGAGACCAACUAUUUUAAUCAUCAACUGGUUAAAAUAUCUGUUCCUGAAACCGACAUGAAUCUCUCUGGGCCGGCAUUCAUUGAGGUCGAGAACCAGUCUGGUCUAUCAAACUUCAUUCCGAUCUUUUUUGGCGAUAAAGAAACUUGCGAAGAAAUGGAGAUCUUGCAACGAACCUUUGAUACCUCAACAUCCUCCCAAGAACAACCUGCGUCACUUUCAAGGCCUGAAUGCGGAGUCCUAGUGUCAAGACAAACACGUUUCUCGGGGUUUCUUUUAGAUUUAGGAUGGUCGUUGAAGAAACCAGUGUCAGGGAAAUCGUUGACAUCUUCAGACGCACAAAGAUUCAACUAUUUAUUAGACUUUCUGAUAGAGAAAGGGCCCUCUAUAAUUUUGGAAAGAGUAUUUCGCUCGUUGGAAUCUUCACUAGAUAAAACUGAUGUUGCUGAAGUAUCUGAUUCUGAUAUGAGGUCAUUACAGACAAAAAUGGGGAUUGUACGGCUUAUGCUUGAUCACAGAACACAGGAUAGAAGUUCUGCAACGACAUCUGCAUCGGAUGGAAAUGUUCAACAUCAAAGCAAAGAUGGUCGUUUCGUUGUGCAAGCUAGUGCUACUAAAACGGAAAAGCUAGACGACAUUCCCUCGGCCAGAGAGGCUUCAUCACUAGAUGCCGUUGCUGCAACAGCUCCUCUCAUCAACAAAGAGGUAGUCAUGAAUGUCAACAUUCAUUAUCGGCCACAAAAAUCACCCAGUCUCAUGUCAUCACGCACAUUUCUAACUUUGCGGCCCCUCAUGACGGCUGUUGCUGCCGUUUGCAUCUGUUUGGGAGUCUGUGUUGCCCUCUUACACCCUCAAAAGGUCGACCAGAUCGCCACUACUAUCAGGAGGUGCUUGUUCGACAACCCCUAAAUAGGUAUGGCCGUCUGUCUUGGCUACUCUGUAGUCGAAUGUACAGCACGUUGCACGUGGAUCUUGACUGUGCAUCUUGCCAUAGCCUUGAAGAUAGUUGUAAUCUUAGGGUUAUUUGUAACUCAGUUGGUCAUGAUAAUGGUGUACCUUGUGAACUUUCUUCUUGUAAGGUUUUUGCCAAGCUAAUUCAGUAUUCCUUUGCUGUGCGAUUUCUCA